UACACACUAUCGAUUGGUCAAAAGUCCCUAGUCAGUCAGUCAAUCUCGUGAACAGAAAAUUAUUUAAUUAUUUACUUGUUAAUGACAAAGUACAAUAUGAAAAUAAGAUACCUUCUACAGCUUUUGGCUCUUAUUGUCCUAUUAGGAUUGGUCAAGGGAGAUAUUACAACACAGGAUGAGCUGGUGGAUGAAGUUUCCGGUUUAUAUACAAUUGAGGGCAAAGUUUACCCACCUGAGGCCCAACAAAUGAGCUACAAUCCCAACGCUGCGCCCAACAACAAGUGGCAAAUAGACACUGUUUUGAACAUAAAUGGUGGCGAAUACAAAGGUUUCAUAAGGGAAGAUGGAUCAUUUAUCAUUAGCUCUGUGCCCUCGGGCAGUUAUGUUGUAGAAAUUGUCAAUCCUGACUAUUACUAUGAACCCGUGAGAGUGGAAAUAAAUCCUAAAGGUAAAUUCCGCGCUCGCAAAGUGAACUAUAUCCAACCGUCCCAAAUUGUACAAGUGCAUUACCCAUUGAAGUUGAAGGCAUUGACCCGCUUUAAAUAUUUCCAAACUCGUGAGCAAUGGAAGAUAACCGAUUUCCUUUUCAGCCCCAUGGUUUUGAUGAUGGUCUUGCCACUGUUGUUAAUGUGGGUUUUGCCAAAAAUGGUCAAUGAUCCAGAAACCAAAAAAGAAUUGGAAAAUAUGCAAUUCCCCAAGAUGAACAAUGACAUGCCAGAAAUAAGUGAAAUGAUCACCUCGCUUUUCACCGGUGGUGCAAAACCACAGGAGAAAGAGAAAAAACCAACCUCUAAUACAAAACAAACUAAGAAGAGAAAUCAAUAGAUUGAAUUAGUUCAUAAGGGGGUUGUAGAAUAGACUUUUAGUUUUAUUACGUUUCGAUGCAUAAAAAUAUCAAAAACAUUUAUGUUACACUAUCUACGUACAUACGUAUUCUCUUUUAUUAUAAUAUAAAGAAAACUAGAUCAAACGAUAAUAAAUUCAAAACUAAUCAAGUAA
Molecule: messenger RNA, 999 nt
Organism: Stomoxys calcitrans (stable fly)
Lineage: Eukaryota; Metazoa; Arthropoda; Insecta; Diptera; Muscidae
Gene: EMC7
Product: ER membrane protein complex subunit 7 homolog
Exons: 3
Coding region: 82-825 (247 amino acids)
Cellular component (GO): EMC complex
Molecular function (GO): carbohydrate binding
Source: RefSeq, a predicted model, not a curated record